Molecule: messenger RNA, 666 nt
Organism: Thermothielavioides terrestris NRRL 8126
Lineage: Eukaryota; Fungi; Ascomycota; Sordariomycetes; Sordariales; Chaetomiaceae
Exons: 2
Coding region: 181-546 (121 amino acids)
Source: RefSeq, a predicted model, not a curated record
GCUAGUAUCAGGAGCUCGAAGCAGCGCGGAAUUCGCAGCUCUCCUUCCAAGCCUUCCAAGCUCCGGAAAAAGGCGGCCAAAGGCCUUGGCGCCAGCCCCUCGAGCAGCAAGACUGACCAGGCCGCCUCCAGCACGUCCCUGGACACAGAGGCUUUGGCGGGAGCUGCGCCUUCGUCGGUGAUGAUGGCUGACUGGGAGAUUGCCCCUGGCAGGAUACAGGUAGGCUCGGGGGCCAACGCGGAGAAUGUCGCCUUCUCCUCAUCCUUCCUUGCGCAGGGCCGGACGGUCCCCGUUGUAGACGGCGCAACGUUCCAGGUGCUGGAGAUCGAGCCGGGAGCAAGUGUGCGGUGGGCGGCUGAGGAGUCCAAAAGCCGGCUCUGCUCUGUCGCUCGAGGCAUCAUCCGCGUCAGUCUGCCGGACACCGAGUUCCCCAUCGGCCCGAACGGCAUGUGGAAGGUCAAGCAGGGUGUGUCCUGCACCGUGGUGAACCCAUUCUAUUUGGGUGCUGUUGUCCAUGUCACCACUAUCGGGGAAGAAUGGUCUUGAUGCCGCCAGGAGCCAGCCGUACCGCUACCCUCAUUCUCUUCAGCAUCUCGACCACCUUGCUCGGUCCCUGCGUGGACAUAGGGCGACGGGAUGCUCCGUAGUGUAAUCGAUUCAAUCCCC